Molecule: messenger RNA, 1653 nt
Organism: Phytophthora infestans T30-4
Lineage: Eukaryota; Oomycota; Peronosporomycetes; Peronosporales; Peronosporaceae
Product: Ca2 :Cation Antiporter (CaCA) Family
Exons: 1
Coding region: 1-1653 (550 amino acids)
Biological process (GO): intracellular calcium ion homeostasis; calcium ion transmembrane transport
Cellular component (GO): membrane
Molecular function (GO): calcium, potassium:sodium antiporter activity; calcium channel activity
Source: RefSeq, a predicted model, not a curated record
AUGCCGCAAAGGAUGCGGCAGCACCAUCAUCGGCGUGUCCGGAGGUUGGCGCGGCAAUCGGUUGGCGUGGCUGCGGUGGUCGCUGGUUGCACAUUAGGGUUCUCGGCUAUGAUUCAUCGCGUGAUGUCUGAUCCUUCGCCUGCCGCUCGCGUUCUCGCUGAACCCUCUUCUUCUUCCGACUCGGAUUCAUGCGGGGAGCUAGCUGGCUGGGAGACAAACGGUGGUAUUGUGUUGUACAUCAUGGCACUGGGCUACAUCUUCGUGUCACUUGCUAUCAUCUGCGACGACUACUUCGUGUCGGCACUGGAGAAUAUUUCCGAAUCGCUAGCUUUGUCGCCCGACGUUGCUGGGGCCACUUUCAUGGCGGCAGGCGCGUCGGCCCCUGAACUAUUUGUGUCUAUGGCCGACAACGUGUUUACAAAACCCACCGAGAGCUUGGGCGUUGGCACUAUCGUAGGCUCGGCCAUUUUUAAUAUCCUCAUCAUUAUUUCGUUGUCAGGAUUGCUGGCGGGUCAAGUUCUAAAGCUUGACUGGCGCCCACUGUUGCGCGAUUCACUUUGGUACACGUGGGCCAUCGGUGUACUGGCUUUCGCCGUAUCAGAUGGCAGCGUCGAUGUAUCGGACUCGGUGAUCAUGGUCUGCUCAUAUGGAGGCUACAUCAGUUACAUGGCAUUCAAUGAGCGAGCGGUCAAUUGUUGCUGUAAGCGUCCAGAGGCUGACGAACACCAAGGAAAGAAGGCGGAAAAGCUUACAAUAAUUACGGAUUCAGACGCCACAUUGACGAAAGAAGUAAUUGUAGCCAUGGUCGAUGUUCAAAAGCCGGUCGACGAAGACGGACACCAGGGUGGAUUUCUCGGCGAGCAGGACAAACUGAAUCCGAUGCUGCGUUCGAAGUACCGCAUGUUCCAGUCGCAGCAGUUGCUUUACCGCAUGGAUUCAGCCGGCGAGCUAGAGGAUAUGGAGGCAAAGGAUAAUAUAAAGGAGAAAACUCAAGAUGAGACGAGUCAUGUGCCAGAUGCAGAUGAUGACGAGGAUCCACUGCCAAAGUACUUCCAUGAUGUGCUGGUUCCGCCAGAAGGCUGUUUGGCAAUAGUGUGGUUCGUGUUCACAUGGCCCAUCGUGGUCUUGGCACGUAUCACGAUCCCAGACUGCCGCUACCCUGCGUUUUCAGGGCCUAUGGGCUACUCAGCGACCUUCGUGAUAUCUAUCAUCUGGAUUGGCGUGCUCUCACAUUACACCGUCGCCUUCGGGACAAGGUUCGGAUGUAUCGCUGGUAUUCCUUCCGCUCUUAUGGGACUCACAAUCAUUGCUGCUGGCACUUCGAUUCCAGAUGCAUUGAGCUCCAUCCUUGUUGCCCGCGAGGGACGCGGCGAUAUGGCUGUCUCCAGUGCUCUUGGCAGUAACGUCUUCGACAUCCUGUUUGGGCUAGGACUUCCCUUUUUCCUGUCAAACUUGGUUUAUCAUGAAACCGUGCAAGUGUCGGGAGACGAUCUUGAUAUCUCGAUUGCGAUCCUUUUCGCCGUACUACUCUUCGUUGUGGUGGUGUUGGUUACCUCACGUUGGAAACUCUAUCCACUUGCGUGUGCGCUCCUGUUGAUGCUCUAUGCGGCUUACGUGGUCUUUUCAUACUUGCGGGGCUUGAAUAUUAUCUAA